AUGUCGGUGUUACCAGCUGAAGUUCAUACGGCUUUGGCGCAAAUUCUACAAGCAUUACAAUCUCCCGACAACAAUGUGCGAACGCUGGCGGAAGAACAACUCCACACCGACUGGACUGCGGGCAGACCAGAUAUCCUGCUCAUGGGACUGGUGGAGCAAAUACAAGGUGCUCAAGAUGCUGCGACAAGAUCUUUCGCCGCGGUGUUAUUUCGUCGAAUUGCGUCGAAGAACCGCAAGAGCCCUGCGAGUAGUGAGAUGACGGAGCUGUUCCUAUCUCUUGGUCAGGAUCAAAGAGCUGCGAUCCGGCAGAAAUUAUUGGCUUGCUUUCCAGAUGAACAACUACCUCAUGUUAGGAACAAGAUCGGAGAUGCCAUUGCUGAGCUGGCAAGACAGUAUACAGACAACAAUGAAAGUUGGCCAGAGCUUCUCGGUGCCCUUUUUCAGGCCAGCCAAUCGAAUGAUCCCACCAUGCGAGAGGGAGCUUUUAAAAUAUUCUCCACCACGCCUGGAAUAAUUGAGAAACAGCAUGAAAGCACCGUACAGGAAGCAUUCUCGAAAGGUUUUAAAGAUGAGAGCGUCGAGGUCAAACUUGCUGCUCUGGAAGCCUAUGCGUCUUUCUUCCAUUCGAUUACCAAGAAAGCGCAGACUAAAUACUUCAACCUCCUACCCGACAUUCUCAAUAUUCUCCCGCCUCUCAAAGACUCUGGGGAUUCGGAGCAUCUGCAGGCUGCAUUUGUUGCUCUCACUGAACUUGCAGAAGCUGCGCCGAGGAUGUUCAAACCCCUCUUCAAUAAUGUGGUCAAAUUCAGUAUUGGCAUAAUCCAAGAUAAAGAACUUGGUGACCAGACGAGGCAACAAGCUCUGGAGUUGAUGGGCACAUUUGCAGAUUGCGCCCCUGCUAUGUGCAAGAAGGAUCCAUCAUAUACUCAAGACAUGGUUACUCAAUGCCUCAGUCUGAUGACUGAUGUCGGAAUUGACGAUGAUGACGCAUCCGAAUGGAAUUCGUCAGAAGAUCUCGACCUGGAAGAGAGCGAUCUGAACCAUGUUGCUGGUGAACAAUGCAUGGAUCGUCUUGCCAAUAAGCUGGGCGGUGCUGCUGUGCUCCCAGCUACCUUCACAUGGCUACCCCGAAUGAUGGUUUCCUCGUCUUGGCGAGACCGACAUGCAGCACUGAUGGCCAUCUCAGCAAUCUCAGAAGGUUGUCGAGACCUGAUGAUUGCUGAAUUGGACAAGGUCCUCGAGCUGGUCGUGCCAGCUCUAAGAGACCCCCAUCCUCGUGUACGAUAUGCCGGCUGUAACGCUCUUGGUCAAAUGAGCACAGAUUUUGCCAAUACGGUGCAAGAAAAGUAUCACCAAGUGAUUCUCACCAAUAUCAUCCCCGUCCUCGAUGCGCCAGAACCUCGUGUACAGUCUCAUGCAGCAGCCGCCCUGGUCAAUUUCUGCGAAGAAGCAGAGAAGUCAAUCCUCGAGCCGUACCUAGACGAGCUACUUACCCACCUUCUCCGGCUUUUACAAUCUCCCAAGCGCUUUGUCCAAGAACAAGCUCUUUCCACGAUUGCUACCAUUGCGGAUUCCGCUGAAACCGCAUUUGGCAAGUACUACGACACUCUGAUGCCCCUGUUGUUCAACGUUCUGCGACAAGAACAAUCCAAAGAAUACAGACUUCUCCGAGCCAAAGCUAUGGAAUGUGCCACAUUGAUUGCUUUGGCAGUUGGGAAAGAGAAAAUGGGCGCUCAAGCUCUCGAGCUGGUCCAAAUCUUGGGCAAUAUACAAGAAAGCGUUGUUGAUGCUGAUGAUCCACAAGCAAACUAUCUACUACAUUGUUGGGGAAGGAUGUGUCGUGUACUAGGGAUGGAUUUCGUGCCCUAUCUUCGUGGCGUGAUGCCUCCUCUGCUUGAGCAAGCAUCGGCCAAAGCUGAUAUACAGCUUCUCGAAGACCAGGAUCAAGUCCAAGCAAUAGAGGAUGAGGGGUGGGAACUGGUGCCGCUCAAGGGCAAAGUCAUUGGUAUCAAGACCUCCUCGCUUGAAGAAAAAAAUACCGCCAUUGAAUUGAUCACGAUCUAUGCGCAAAUCUUAGAGGCCAGUUUCGAGUCAUAUGUCCUUGAAAUUGCGGAAAAGAUUGCCUUCACAGGCCUCGCAUUCUUCUUCCACGACCCUGUCCGAGUGUCGUCAGCCAAACUGAUUCCCCAACUUCUAAAUUCAUACAAAAAGGCGCAUGGCGAACAACACCACCAAUUCCAGCACUUAUGGAGCCAAUCAGCCAAGAAAGUGAUUGAGAUUCUAUCAGCCGAACCAGCUAUCGACACUCUAGCAGAGAUGUACCAGUGUUUCUACGAAUGCGUCGAGGUGGUAGGUAAGAAUUGCCUGUCAGAUGAACACAUGCACGCUUUCAUUCAAGCUGCCAAAAGCACGCUUGUUGAUUACCAAGAACGGGUUAAAGGUCGCAUUGAGGAUAAGCAAGACGCUGCAAAUGCUGGAGCAGAAGAUGAAGACGACUCCGAGAGUGUGCAAUACGCAAUCGAAGACGACGAAAGCUUGCUCUCCGACAUGAACAAGGCUUUCCACACGAUCUUCAAGAACAUGGGCGUCGCAUUUAUACCGGCAUGGCAACAACUAAUGCCUUUUUACGACUCCUUUGCUGCAUCACAUGACCCAUCUCAACGGCAGUGGGGUAUCUGCAUCUUCGACGACGUUCUCGAAUUCUGUGGCCCUCAAUCGUGGGAAUUUAAAGACCACAUCAUACAACCAAUGGUCAAUGGUAUGCAGGAUCAGAAUUCCGCCAAUCGGCAGGCAGCCAUAUACGGUGUUGGUAUCGCAGCGCAGAAGGGAGGUGAAGCCUGGGCCGAUUUCUCCGCCGUCAGCCUGGAUUUUUUGUUUCGAGCCACCAAGGUACCGAAUGCAAGGAGUGAAGAGGAAGUAUUCGCCACAGAAAACGCAUGUGCUGCCAUUGCAAAGAUAUUACAUUACAACAAUUCGAAGGUGGAGAAUCCUCAACAAGUGGUCGAAUCGUGGAUUGACACCCUACCCAUCCUCAACGACGAGGAGACUGCGCCGUACGGUUAUUCAUUUUUGGCGCAACUGAUCGAUCAGUCAAAUCCAGCGGUGAUCCAAAAAGCAGCCCAGGUUUUUCAACACAUCGUCCAAGCCCUCGAGGCGGAAAUGAUCCAAGGACAAAUUGCUACCAAAGUCACCUCGUCGGCGAAGCAACUUGUGGCCCAGACAGGUAUUAAUGCGGAACAGAUAUUGCAGACUCUUACGCCGGAGGGACAGGUGACAGUGAGGACGUAUUUUCAAUGA
This is a messenger RNA of Endocarpon pusillum Z07020, 3297 nucleotides long. RefSeq lists its product as uncharacterized. Gene Ontology annotation, cellular component: cytoplasm; nucleus. The record is from RefSeq and is a predicted model, not a curated record. The coding region runs from base 1 to 3297 and encodes 1098 amino acids. Gene Ontology annotation, molecular function: nuclear import signal receptor activity. The transcript has 6 exons. Gene Ontology annotation, biological process: protein import into nucleus. Lineage: Eukaryota; Fungi; Ascomycota; Eurotiomycetes; Verrucariales; Verrucariaceae.